AGGAAAAAAUCUUAUAUUUUUAGAGAAAGGGAUAUAGAAAAAUAAACGUUGAAUAAUAAUUAAAUCAGAAAAAGGUUUUAGAAGAAGAAAAAUCGAUGGCGGGGAUACUUGUGAACAAUAUCCUCCCUCAACCUCCGAUUUUCUCACCGGUGGUUUCUUCUUCUCGAAGCAGAUCAACCCGAACCCUAGUUCUGGUCAAAGCUUCCGCCGAAUCUUCCGAUUCAGUUUCAGUGUCGGCGAAAUCCAGCGAGGACGUCGGAGCAGUUCUAUUCACUGCUCCUCCCGGUUUCAAGCCUCCCGAGCCGAAACGCUUCGCCGUUAAACCCGGAAAACUCUUCGAUGUCUUGGGUGCAGCCGUCGGGUUGCUUUUCCGAUUCGGCACUGGGGUUUUCGUUACUGGGUACUCUGCAUCAUUCGUGUCCAAGGACGAUGUUCCAGCUGAUCAGUAUGCGUUGCGUAUUGGCGGGAUCACGGUAAAGGAAGCCUCGAAGCUCGGACCUCGCCCUGAGAAACCCAUCGAGAUAUAUGAGUUUGAAGGCUGCCCCUUCUGCCGGAAGGUCAGGGAAAUGGUUGCAGUGUUGGAUCUUGAUAUUCUCUAUUAUCCUUGCCCAAGAGGGAGCCCGAAUUUCCGCCCGAAGGUUAAUCAGAUGGGCGGGAAACAACAGUUUCCGUACAUGGUUGAUCCAAAUACUGGAGUGUCCAUGUAUGAAUCAGAUGGAAUCAUCAAAUAUCUGUCCGAGAAAUAUGGAGAUGGAACAGUUCCUUUAAGUCUGAGACUUGGCCCGUUGACGGCUAUAACAGCUGGUUUUGCAAUGAUCGGCCGUAUGGGAAAGGGUAACUUGUACACACCAGCAAAACUACCACCUAAGCCACUCGAAUUCUGGGCAUAUGAGGGUUCUCCGUUUUGUAAACUUGUACGCGAAGUUCUUGUAGAACUGGAGUUACCACACAUUCAACGCAGUUGUGCUCGUGGUAGCCCCAAACGGCAGGAAUUGCUCAAUAAAGCUGGUCACUUUCAGGUGCCUUACCUGGAAGAUCCAAACACUGGAGUAAAUAUGUUUGAGAGUGCAGAAAUCGUAGAGUAUCUGAAGCAAACUUAUGCUGCUUAAGUUCACUCUAUACGCGUAUAGAUAGAUAUAUAUGUGAAUCUGUGUGUGUACGCAAACUUAUGAUGCCUAGUUGAGCUACUUUCUGUUUCAACAAUAAACUCAUCAACUUUAAGUGUAGGGGCUUUAUAUAUCAACCAACUAAUGUUGUGACAUGUGACAUUUUUCUCCAAGGUUUGACCUUCUUUCCUAUUGUCCUUUUUUGUAAAAAUCUAUUGUUAUCUUUUGUUGUCAAAAAAUAAAUGAAAAAAAUUGGUUAUA
Molecule: messenger RNA, 1367 nt
Organism: Eutrema salsugineum
Lineage: Eukaryota; Viridiplantae; Streptophyta; Magnoliopsida; Brassicales; Brassicaceae
Exons: 12
Coding region: 96-1109 (337 amino acids)
Cellular component (GO): chloroplast
Source: RefSeq, a predicted model, not a curated record